GAAUCGUUACUCAGGGACACAGAAUUGUUACUCAGGGACAAAGAAUCGUUACUCAGGGACACAGAAUUGUUACUCAGGGACACAGAAUCGUUACUGAGGGGACACAAUCGUUACUCAGGGACACAGAAUUGUUACUCAGGGACACAGAAUCGUUACUCAGGGACACAGAAUCGUUACUCAGGGACACAGAAUUGUUUACUCAGGGACACAGAAUCGUUACUCAGGGACACAGAAUUGUUACUCAGGGACACAGAAUCGUUACUCAGGGACAGACACAGAAUUGUUACUCAGGGACACAGAAUCGUUACUCAGGGACACAGAAUUGUUACUGAGGGACACAGAAUCGUUACUCAGGGACACAGAAUUGUUACUCAGGGACACAGAAAUGUUACUCAGGGGACACAGAAUCGUUACUGAGAGAC
Staurois parvus is the source of this 422-nucleotide messenger RNA. The record is from the annotation of a GenBank genome assembly. Lineage: Eukaryota; Metazoa; Chordata; Amphibia; Anura; Ranidae.